AUGAGGUCCAGUCCGUUCAUUCGCUAUGAUGAUUACGACGUUCAACAAAGUGAACCGUUUGAUCUAUGCAACGAUGCAUGGCAAUAUGCACCAACACCUGGCAACUUCGAUGGUUCUCCUGCCUCUCCUUCAAAUAUAAGCUAUAUGAACAAUGACCCUGCCAUCGAUCCCGCCUCUCAGCAACGAACUGCUGCGCAAACGAAUAGCCUUCCCUUGCUCCAAUUCGGUGACUGGGAGGAAGGUCGGACGUAUGAUGAGGAUCCACCAACCUGUAUUCACUACCUGAUUGAAUGGAAGGUCACUCUCAAUAACAGAACGGUGGCGAAAGAUACGGAACAAGAUCUAGUUCUAGCCCCUCGGUUUCACUGGCGACUCUUUCUACAGCCGAAGCUAAAGGAACUACUUAUUCGAAAAUACCCACAGCGGAAAUUCGAAUUGGAUGACACCUCUGUUGUCGUAUCGGCCACGCGGCAGAGAGGCCUCUCCCUAAGAUUUGAUGGGACGGACAUUGAUUGGUCCUCUAUAGAGAAACAGCUAUUUGAUUGGGGAGAUAUUUUUCUUGCUGGCAAGAAACUGAGACUUUUUAUCUCAUUCAACUAUAUAGAGAACCCCAAAAGUUCAACUGUCAGUCGCCGGACAACUGAUAAACGAGGAGCUUCAUCUGCCACUCAGCGCAUGCUUGAAGAGCGAGACCAACAGCUCCGCGCCGAGGAAGAAGUUACUGGCGAGCCCCCCGCCUGGAAAGCGGUAUAUGCUUUAAUGCGCUGUCCUGGAUCUUGUGAUCUAGGCCCGCACUGCUGGCAGGAUCCAUAUGGGAAAAAGCACUAUAAGCUUUACCGGGAUCAGCUGGAGAAUCUGGUUAAGUAUGUGCAAAGUGGUGGACUUCUACAUUCACAUGAAGAUGUGCCUGGUAUGAUUCGGGAACAAAUAUACAGAGCAGAGAGGCAACGGCUUGAACGCCCUCGGCCUCAUACUUGCACUACGUCCGAGUCAAGCUGCCCUCCCAUCACUAUCACAAACGUCCUUCCGGCCCAGACCCCACAGGCAGCGGGGUCAUCUAUACCCUCGUAUCCAGACAACACCGCUACUUCCUCAACGGGACUCCCUGACCUUCAUAUUUCUGGCCUUCUUGAUGUUGCCGUGAGGGAAUAUAGCAUCUGGCAGCAGUCCCGUUUAAGGGAAGAGGCAUUGAAAGCCGAGGUGAAAAAGGCGUGCGAGAUAGCCUUGGAUGAUGGGCUAGACCUAGUGCAGAUUGACGAGGACAAAAAUCCAGAGUACUUCACGAAGCGUGGGGUCAAGUGGGGUAUUGCUCGGCGUUUCGUGAAGGACAUUAGGUUCUGGGCGGAGAAUAUAAUGGUUGUGUGA
This is a messenger RNA of Penicillium antarcticum, 1365 nucleotides long. RefSeq lists its product as uncharacterized. The transcript has a single exon. The record is from RefSeq and is a predicted model, not a curated record. Bases 1 to 1365 code for a protein of 454 amino acids. Lineage: Eukaryota; Fungi; Ascomycota; Eurotiomycetes; Eurotiales; Aspergillaceae.